GUGAGACUAAGGACGCAGGAAAUGACCUUGAGGGAGAAGGAUUAGCUUUCUCCAGCUGCCGGCACAAAGCGAGGCAAGAAAGGGGCUUAAACAACGGAACUGUGCUGUGUCUUAGCUCUGGAGUUAAGGCCUGGGUAUGAAGCGGCCACUGAGCCCAUCACCCUCAGGUGAGAAGGAGCCCCCCACAACUGCAGCAUCUGAGUGCCCCCCUCACUCUCCAGAAUCGUCGAAGCCUAAGCGGGAAAGGAAACGCCCUUCCUACACCCUCUGCGACGUCUGCAACGUCCAGCUGAACUCUGCGGCCCAGGCCCAGGUGCAUUGUGGGGGACGCGCCCACCAGCGGAGGCUUCGGCAGCUCAGCCUGGGCAAGACCUCUGCAGGGCCAGCAGGCCCAGCCUCCAGCACCCCCAGCCCCCUGCUGGCCUCCCUGACCCUGCCCACCCGGCCUCUGCAAACCCCGUUGGACUUCAAGCACUUGCUCGCCUUCCACAUCAAUGGCACCACCCCGCUCAGUCUCUUCCCCAACUUCAGCACGAUGGACCCUGUCCAGAAAGCUGUCAUCAGUCACACAUUCGGGGUCCCCUCCCCUCUGAAGAAGAAGCUGUUCAUCUCCUGUAACAUCUGUCACCUGAGGUUCAACUCAGCGAACCAGGCUGAAGCUCAUUACAAGGGUCACAGACAUGCCAGAAAACUCAAGGCUGUCGAGGCUGCCAAGAGCAAGCAGAGACCUCGAAACCUGACCCCAAAUGGGACAGUGGCAUCUUCAGCCUCACCUCCAGCCAGUGGAGGCGCCGGAAGCCCGCAGAGCAAAGACUCUGUAUCUCCUCCUCACGGCUCUUCACUUCAGCUACCUCCGACCUCAGACACAUCAGUCAGAGAGCCGGCCCACUCAGACCCCUUGGAUGCCGCUGCUUCCUCUUCCUCUUCUUCCUCUUCCUGUCCACCCUGCUCCCCGGAUCCUGGCACGGAAGCACCAGGGCCUGAGCCAGCAGAAGUGGCUGUGGGGAGUGGGGUGAAUGGGGAAGGCAGGAGCGAAAAGGGGUGCCUCUACUGCCCGACUUGUAAAGUGACAGUAAACUCGGCCUCACAGCUUCAGGCUCACAACACAGGAGCCAAGCACCGAUGGAUGGUGGAAGGCCACCAAGGGGCUCCCCGAAGGGGCCGGGGCCGUCCUGUGUCCCAGGGAGGGGCUGGACACAAGACAAAGAAAGUGCUAGGAAAUCGCGGGGGCCGGCAGGGACCUAGCCCUCCCUUCCAGUGUGCUCUCUGUCAGCUCCAGGUCAAUUCGGAGACCCAACUCAAGCAGCACAUGAACAGCCGGAGGCACAAAGACCGCUUGGCCGGGAAGUCCCCCAAGCCCUCCAGCCAGCACAGCAAACUGCAGAAACAGGCAGCUUUGGCUGUGAGUGCCCUCAAGUCUAAAUUGGCCUUGCAGAAGCAACUCACCAAGACACUGGCAGCCCGCUUCCUGCCCAGUCCGCUGCCCACCACAGCUGCUGCCAUCUGUGCCCUGCCGGGGCCCCUGGCCCUCCGGCCUGCCACAACAACAGCGGCUACCCUCUUCCCAGCUCCUGUCCUGGGCCCAGCUCUGUUCCGUACCCCAGCGGGAGCUGUCCGCACUGCUGCAGGGCCCAUACUUUUCGCUCCCUAUUAGUGGUCCCAGGAUGGCCACAUCCUAUCUCUUCCUGGCAGGCACUUGUCUCCACAUCCCAGAGACUGCCUUUUGCAGUUUCUGGGUUCCCACCUAACCAGGGGUAGCUGCUUCUCAGUCCGACUGGGGUGUUUCCAGUCCCCUGGGCCUGACGACCAUCACUGUCCUCCUUUCCUGGGCUAGUCCUGGGCUUCCUGCAUCUCCGGCUCCACGAAUCCCAAAGAUCUAUGCAAAAUCACAGCCCCAGCCACAUGGUGCUCUCGUACCCCAACCCCAACCAGACUUACACAGUGCAGACUCCACAUCUCAGCCCCCACAAGCCAGUCUCUCCUGCCAUGUUCUAGGGCCCUCUGAACAGCCACUGGAGCUAGGGUAUCACAGGGGUGUGGGUGGGAACCUAACGGCCGUGUUUACCAUGGGGUAGUCAGGUGGGGUGGUGCUCGCCUAUAAUCCUGGCAUCUGGAUCAUGAGUUCAGUCAGUUUGGGCCAUAUAGCUAGAUACUGUCUCAAAACAAGCCUGGAGAAGAGGCCCCCAAAGUCCUUCAAAGGAAGGUGCUGUGAAAAUGGGGCAGAGUUGCGGGGAAGCUCCAGCUCCUCUGUAGGGGUGAGGCUAGAAGGUGAGACAGGUGUCAGGCUGGACCUGACUGUGUAGCCCCAGCUGGUCUGAAACUCUGUAGACCAGGCUUUUCGAGAUCCACCUGCCUCUGCCUCUGCCUCAAGUGGCCCUGGCUUUAGUGGAAGUGACCUGUCUUACCACUCUGGUCCUUCUUAACCUUUCGGUGGUUCUGCUGGAGCCCCUCUUCUAAGGAAGGCUCUGGGUCUCCCUUAGCCUAGGGAUUGUCCACUCCGGACUGGGGUCCAGUCUCUCCAACUGUGGAGCUCGGGGCUGGUACACAGUCCUUUAUGCCCUCAAGAUCCACCUUCAUGUUGCCAAAGCCAGUGCCACUACCCCACUCACUAGGGGACUUCGCCAGUAUCUACUUGUAUCUUUUUUUUUUUGGAAAACUAUUUCCAAUGGGACAAGAAAAGGGUUCGGGCCGGGCGAUGGUGGCGCACGCCUUUAAUCCCAGCACUCGGGAGGCAGAGGCAGGCGGAUCUCUGUGAGUUCGAGACCAGCCUGGUCUACAGAGCUAGUUCCAGGACAGGCUCCAAAGCCA
Alexandromys fortis (reed vole) is the source of this 2808-nucleotide messenger RNA. RefSeq names its product zinc finger protein 385C (gene Znf385c). The transcript has 9 exons. The coding region runs from base 137 to 1654 and encodes 505 amino acids. Gene Ontology annotation, molecular function: nucleic acid binding; zinc ion binding. Gene Ontology annotation, cellular component: nucleus. NCBI's taxonomy places the organism in Eukaryota, Metazoa, Chordata, Mammalia, Rodentia, Cricetidae. The record is from RefSeq and is a predicted model, not a curated record.